CGGGCGGUUCCCCUCGAGUCACGGGGUGCGACAGAUGCGGGCUCGUUCACCCACCUCGCCCGUCCCGUCCCCAGGUUGGGACUUCACAGUCUUAUUCGCAACUGUGGGGCUUCUGCGCUAGUGCUGAAUUGACUGAGGCUUGCGUGCUUCAGAGGCACGCAUACCGGUAUCAAGUACGCUGCUGCGGCUCAAGCCGGACAAGGUGUUGAUUUCGAGCACGUGGCAUUUGAGCUUAGCAGACCAGCCCCCUGUUUCGGCAUGUUGCGGUCCAAAGACGCAGCAGAGGAAGGCAAGACUCUACAGGAUAAGCUCAAAGAUCAGAUUCCCUUGUCUAUUUGUCCAUUGCUGUGCAUUGUUUCUUUUUCAUUUCCAUUUUUGGUAUCCGGUGCGAGCAUGCGCGAGAACCUCGUGUUCAAGCUUGGCACAUUAGCGAUCAUAGGGUGCUUCGCGGCAGCUUACGUUUUCGGUUAUUGGUUGAUCGCCCCGCGUAAUGACGAUGGGGUAGAGGUGUCGUUGGGAGGAUGGCGGCCAGGCAUUGGGGAUCACGAUGGAAGUCAUUUGUACUACUGCGGGCGGGCGUUCAAUCUACCUGGCAGUGACGGCUUCUGUGGGAUCCACAACGGCCCACAAUGUCCUUCAUGCGAGCGGUACUCUGCAAGCCCGCGGCAUGAUCGCGUCAAGUUCUACGUGCGCGAGAUGAAGCCCAAGCUUCGGAUCACACGAUGGCUCAGCCCAAUGAUAUGCUUGGCCUUCUGCUUCGUGCUCUGGGGGGCCCCAGAGAAAGAUCUAGCCUGCUCCUCUGAGUGCUGGGGCCCAAUGAUACCUUCAUUAGCUGCGUAUUACCUUCCACCAAGAAACACCAGUGCGAGCGAGUCAUUGGAAAGUGACCUGAUGUACGUGUCCGUGUUUCUCCCAGUCUUGAAGCCAAUACAGAUCUUGCCACAGAUUGGUCAGCCUAUCGACGACCGACUUUCGCGGACGAUGUAUUUUGGCGUGGAGAUGGGAGGCAUUCUUGUCGUCACCGCAAUGAUACUGGAAAUUGCCAGGUUUCUAUGCAAGGGGCGCAGGCGUUUCGACGGUAACUCCAAUAAUUUGAACGCACCUUUAGUUAGCAACGCGAGGCUUUCUCAGCGGCAAUCACCACACAGAGCGCUGUGGUGGUACAAAGUCACCUUCGUUAUGUACUACAUCGCAUACCAGGUUUCGCUGUGGGUGUUGAUGGACUACGGGGUGGCCAACGGCUUCAUGAACCUCACCACCGGGAUUGAUUGGGAACUCUGGGUGCCUUUUGUCGCAGCUGUAGCCAUGGUGGCGCUGGUCACCGGCAUCUCUUGGUACUUGAAGAAGGCAGGUGACGACUUUGAGAAUCCCGCACCCAAGCUUGCCAUGGUGAUGACCCCCUGGCUCGGAAACGAGCCGCAUAUCAUGAAGGACCACAUCGCUCAGGCACUUUGUUUCGCUGCCGCCCACUGCCAGGAUGAUGACGCGUUGCGAACGGUCGGGCUCGUGCUCGGUUAUAUGAGCAUUGCGGCAACAUUCUUCCCCUUACUCUUCUACUUCACCGAUCCCACAGUGUUCGACUCGCUCAGAGCGUCGCACUGGCCAAUACCAGAGUCACCCGCUCCUGGCCCUGGUCUGCAAGGUCACGGCCAGCGUGAAAGAAUCCAAUACAACUGCAACGGGGUGGCAAUCAUGGCAGUGAUGCCCGAUAAAUAUCUGCGUGCCCUUAUGGGAGAGGCUCCCCAUACGCUUCUCCACAUAGUCUUUGCGUACUUCUUCGGUGGGGGGGCAUUCAUCGUUGCAGCCAUAUUCUUUUCGGUGAGUAAGAUCAUCAUGAUCCCGUUGGGACGUUCUAUUCUGAAGUCGCGUAUCCCGGCGCACGGGUGCACUGAGAUAAAUCUUGAGAUGUUUUUGAGGAGUUGCCGCGACAAUCUCAAUUGGGACAGUUCGGACGAUGCCAUCCAGAGAGCGCGCAAGUAUAAAUGGGUCAACGUUAUAGCAUGCUUGGAAGAAGUGAUUCCAGACUUAGACUUCCACUCAGACAGGGUGCUGUUGAACGCGCUGGGUAAAGCCGCAUCUGUUGAUGAUGGCACGCAAAUUGAUCCGGCUGCGGGUCGCUACAUAAGCGUAUUACGCAUCCUCCGUCACAAUUUAGGUGUCCGCGACGAGAAAUGGGCAGCUAUCACCGUUGAUUGGGUGAAAGAUGGCAUAUUGUCUCAUGGCCAUUUGUCGCUCUUGGAGGAGAUCGACAAGAUGAUCGGGCAGAAGGCCUCUGCAAAGUACAUAAACGAGGUGCUUGAUAUGGAUGCCCGCGGGAGCUUGCCUGGAGAAACAGUUAGGGCCUUGGAGAACGCAUCGAGGAAGCUCGGCUUAGGGACCGGAAACCAACGAGAAGAUAAUCCUGACACAGGAGAAAUCUUUGCGGCCAUAGCCCUUCACGCCAGCAGAGUGCAGAUUGUUGUCUGGCUGUGGUGUUUCGCGCUUCCGGUGUUUGCCUUCGGCUGCGGCUGCCAUUUCGCUUGAGGCGCCAGCUCUGGCAAACCCAGUGUCACAGUUUACGUUUUGAUUGGCCACGUCGGUAAGAAUUGCGAUGUCACGCGUUUCCGCGACUGCAGUGGGGAAGAAGCUGUGCAGAAACGUUGUAGCACUGUCCUGUGUAGCAACCCUGCAACAUUGCCCAGUUGUUGCGUUUCUUGUUGAAAUCAUAUGGCAAGCCUCUUGGGAGCUUCUCUUGGGCCCCUCGGGAGCCUUUGCAGGGGCCUCCGAGUGAUCCUGGGCCGUCGUGGAUAAGGCAUGGAGGUCAAAAGGGGGUUGCCGUGUUGAAGAUGUUUCCUUUGUUGCAGAGUUCGUCCUCGCCCCUCUCCGAUCCACAUCCUCUGCAAGUAUGGGCGAGCGAAGGGCC
This is a messenger RNA of Prorocentrum cordatum, 2902 nucleotides long. Lineage: Eukaryota; Dinophyceae; Prorocentrales; Prorocentraceae. The record is from the annotation of a GenBank genome assembly.